Messenger RNA from Megalops cyprinoides (Indo-Pacific tarpon), 1749 nucleotides. RefSeq names its product centriole, cilia and spindle-associated protein-like. Gene Ontology annotation, molecular function: microtubule binding. The coding region runs from base 760 to 1611 and encodes 283 amino acids. The record is from RefSeq and is a predicted model, not a curated record. Gene Ontology annotation, biological process: regulation of mitotic spindle assembly. Gene Ontology annotation, cellular component: ciliary basal body; cytoskeleton; ciliary transition zone. The transcript has 3 exons. NCBI's taxonomy places the organism in Eukaryota, Metazoa, Chordata, Actinopteri, Elopiformes, Megalopidae.
AAAAUUAAUACGGGUUACAGUGAAAUGAACACGUUGGUAAUGAAAACGUUUCAUGACCAGUGGGACACGUAAAACAAUAAAUAGCUUCACUUGUUUGGUUAAAUCGUAUCAUUGAUGUCGAUCGCCAAGGAAGCAAUUGAAUUGCUGUUUAAUUUUGUGAAAUGCAAUAAUAGAAAAUCGAAAUGGUUUGUAUUAGAAGUGGAUUUCACAUUUUCUGGACGAAUAUUUAUUAUGUAACACGAAUAACUAAUACAUGACCACCCAUCAGAAAAGCAAAAUAUCAGUAAAUAUGAAAUAUUGCACAUCAUUCACGGUAUAGCUUGGCAACUGCGAUAUGACACAUGAUUUAUCUGUUGCAGUCUGCUACGUGCCACAGAUGAUUAAGAAGGAGUAUUUAAAGCGCUCGAAUGUAUGUAUAUUCGGUGUGUAGACGCCAUAUUCUUCUGAGUAGGCGAGCAGUUUCUUGUGCUCUCCCCAGGGCUGCUUAGAUUAAUUUCUUUCGAAAAUGGGUAUACACCUCGGGUGUCUUUUAGUUUAAAGGCUAAAGGUAUCACCUAUGACCAAACAAUGCGGGACACAGUCCAACCGCUCCUAAAGUAGCCUGCCACUGCAACACUAUCGGCGUGGGUAAUCGUUGUUGCUUAGCAAUAUUGCUUCAGUAUAGAGCUGUUUGAGCAAUGAUGUGUGUAUUCUCCGCCUUUUCACAGUUAACGCGCGAAUCGUGCGUUGAGAAUCGUUCAAACCGAAAUAAACAACAAUAUGGUGACAAAGAAGAUUAGGACGGAGUACAUGAAGAAAUUCAAGGAUCCGAAAUGGGAAACCUACUCUAAGUGUUACGAGGAUUCGCUGAAAUACAGACUGACUAGAAGGCUGCUGGAGCAAGCACACAAACCGUGGUUCUGGGAGGGUUGGGACAGCGGGUCCGAAUCGAGCGGUAGGUCAACUCCCAGGAACAGGAAUAAAGUCGAGCCCUUAAAACUCCAAGAAGCAUCGCCUAUAGAGUCUGAAAAUGAGCCGUGUGAAGCACACGGACAAGCUGGUUUGCCAGAAGAUACCUCGGACCUAAAAUAUGAGUGUCCCGAGAGAGCUGAACCGCAGGCGGCAGCUGUGGCCCCAGAUGCAUUGUUUCCCACAGAUAUGCAAGGUUUAGUGAAUGGAUACACAGCUGAGGAAGAAAGGGAACCUGGAGAGGAACCAAACCACUCAGUUAGGCCCCGUACCACCCGCUCUGAGCCAGACUGCAACAGGUGUGAACCUUCCAACCCCCACCCCCGUCGAAAGCCAGCCAGGGCCAAAAGCCAGCCCCCACGGGAGUCCAUGGAGAAGGUGACUGGCAAAGAGUGCAGACCCUUCACUGGCUGGGCUGAGAAGCAGGCGGAUACAGGGGUUAACAAAACCCACAACGUGUGUACGUCUGCCUCUGGCAAAGAGAUUCACCCAGCUGCUCUGCACACCAAAACCAGACGGGAGGUUGAGAAGCGUGGGAGGACGCUUGACCGUAGGCGGGCGCGGUCAGCAGACCUGGAGAAAGCACACAAGGCCAGGCUGGAUCCCAUGGAUGACCCUUGGAUGACUGAGUACAUGCGCUGCUUUUCUGCACGAUCACGGUAGGGCAGGUAUACCUGCCCUGGGCCUAAUAUUUGCCAGUUUUCCUGACAGAAGCUUGCUUGCUGAUCAGUUGCUGGUUUGGAUCUUGGCAGUUUAAUUUUUUGCUAUACAGUGGUGUUGGCAGUGGAGUGCAUAGUUGUG